This is a messenger RNA of Glarea lozoyensis ATCC 20868, 1125 nucleotides long. RefSeq lists its product as uncharacterized. The record is from RefSeq and is a predicted model, not a curated record. NCBI's taxonomy places the organism in Eukaryota, Fungi, Ascomycota, Leotiomycetes, Helotiales, Helotiaceae. The transcript is spliced from 7 exons. Bases 1 to 1125 code for a protein of 374 amino acids.
AUGGGGCUUUACGCGAAGUUCACUCCUGGCGAGGUCGCUGCUGCAGGCGUCGUAUUUCCCUUCAUCGGUACAAUAUUAGUUGCGUUGCGUACAAGAGCUAGACUCAGGAAGCUCAAGAAGCUGGCUGUCGAGGACUACUUAGUCUACGUUGCACUGGGGCUCUUGAUAGGGAUGGGUAUUGCGACCGUCGUCGGUGUUGCGACAAAGUCCGAAGGGUACUCUACUCCAAAGGAAAAGGAACUGAAACAGGCCACUGAAACCAGUGUCGAAAAGGUCUUCUGGAUCACUGAGUUAUUUCAGCCUUUAGCCCUAGGGUGUAUCAAAUUGAGUUUCAUAUUCUUCUACCGCAAAAUAUUCAAUGUCGGACCAAAGACUUCGAUUUUCAACGUCGUAUCGAUUGUUUCAAUAGUCAUAAUGGCUGUCUGGAUGUUUGGUUUCUUCCUCGCGGUCUUGCUGAUUUGUCCUGGCAAAAUCGACAGAUACUGGGGACCAGUUGCCGGGCGAGCACAGUACUGCUGGUCUACCACCAAAUUUCUUUAUGCCCUAUGCUGGUCAGAUGUUGGAACCGACUUGAUAAUUCUUGUGAUGCCUAUCCCAUCAGUUCUUCAUUUGCACAUUACUACUCGGAAGAAGAUAGGAAUUGCCUGCAUAUUUGGCAUGGGUAUCUUAACCGUGGUUGCAUCGAUCAUUAGAGCUGUUUUCUACGUUAAUUUGUUGAAUGCGGAAAAAACGGAACUUGCGACCUUCGACCCGAAUAUGCUCAACACUAACGGCAUAUACUGGAUGCUUGUAGAAACCGGUCUUGCUCUCAUUGCGGUCAAUCUCCCUCUUCUGUACGGCACGGUAAGACAUGAGGGCAUUGAGUCUGUAAUUCGCUCAGUACGAAGCUUCGCCUCAAUAGGUUCACAUACCCAUUCGCAACAUCACGACAUCUCCUCGGCAGCCGCAUCAAUUACAAAGAACAGCGGAGAAGGUUUAUCCGAGAACAGUAUAGAAUUGGUUCCUCAGGGCACGCAUAGCAAAUCUACUUCCAAAGCGUUGCAUAACGAUGUUGAUGUUGAGGCGGGCAAUAUCAACGUUGUGAAGACUUACAGCGUGCACGAGCUAGAUCCUCACGCCCGGUGA